Messenger RNA from Daldinia childiae, 987 nucleotides. RefSeq lists its product as uncharacterized. Lineage: Eukaryota; Fungi; Ascomycota; Sordariomycetes; Xylariales; Hypoxylaceae. The coding region runs from base 1 to 987 and encodes 328 amino acids. Gene Ontology annotation, molecular function: protein binding. The record is from RefSeq and is a predicted model, not a curated record. The transcript is spliced from 3 exons.
AUGGGUUGUUGCUUCUCAAGGCCCGCCGGCCCCAAUGCCCCUUAUCCGGGUGGUAGUGCUGCAUCACCCUCUGCGCGCGCCAUCAAUUCCCCGCCGUUGCACCCUUCCGCUACAGACGAUAGCCCGCCAGUUUCGCGUGCCGACUCCCGCUCUCACCAACCAACACACUCGCCUCAUCCACAGCAAUCGCAAUCGCAUCACCAUACCCACCAUACGCGUAGCUGUCGACCGCCCCUGUCACAACAUAUAGACAAGCCCCUGCGGCGACACGAGUGGGUCGCGCGCGAUCGGUCGUGGACACGUUCCCAGUUAGAUACGGAGAGGGCCGACUUCUUCGAUACGCGAGUCACCGGGCGCGCUGAGGUGUGGCAGGUCUUGAAGGCGGCGUUAGAGGUUUUAUGGGAGGCGGAUUUGGUUCGCGCGACUGGCGGCGAGCGGGAAGAUGACGACGGGACGGAUGGGAUAGCUACGGCGCAGAGCAUGCUAAAGGCAGCUGAAGUCACCCUACCCACAGGCGACUUAUCGAAUGGGGUGUACGAUUCGUUAGGAAAUUACUAUGCGUUGCCGGAAUGGAUCGUGUGCGAUCCCGUGAAUGUGACUGAGGAAAACGGCGCGAAGAGAAACAAUGGCGGUGCGAGGCGGAAAAGAGACGGCGAAUUGACUGGCGAGGAAGAUAGCGAGGAGGAGUUGGACGAAGACGAAGCUUUGCGACGGAGGGAGGAGAAGGGGAAAGGUAUCGCUAAUAUCAAGAACAUGGUGAAAGUUCGUGCUAGACUUAGCGAGAAUUUACCAGAUGUGGUCGUUAGUGUUAGUAUUGAUGAAAGCGUGAGAAGUUUUGCUAAGAGGAUAGCCGAAGAAUCCGGGCUGGCUUCCACAAAACGCGUCCGCGUAGCCUACAUGGGCAAAAUCCUUAAGGAGAAUUCGUCGUUACAAAGCCAGGGCUGGAAGAAGGGCCAUAUAGUAAACGCUUUGGUGUUCAACCGGUAG